Nicotiana tabacum (common tobacco) is the source of this 738-nucleotide messenger RNA. The record is from RefSeq and is a predicted model, not a curated record. Lineage: Eukaryota; Viridiplantae; Streptophyta; Magnoliopsida; Solanales; Solanaceae.
AUGGUGGCUAAUAGUUCGGUCUCACAGCUGCAGCAAAAGCUUGAGAUGACCGGGAAGCUCCGUGAGGAGAUCGAUGUGAUAAAUGUGGAGUCCUUGAAGUGGAAAGAAAGUAUGGACCGCUUUGAUGCAGAGAAAGAGGCUGCUCGAGCCCAAUUAUCAUCAACUGAAGAGGAGCUCGAGACUCGGUUGGCCUCUCAACUUGCCAAGGCCGAAAAAUCAAAAAUCGAUGCAGAUGCAUUCGUGGCCGUUUAUCGAGCCGAUACCAAAGCCGCUCAGAUCCAUGCUCGAGGCUUCGAUCUUACUGAAGAGAUAAAAAAGGCUAAAAAGUUUGAAACCGAUACUGGUGUCUUGGCCUCCGAUGAUGACGAUGACGAUGACGAUGAUGAUGAUGAUGAUGAUGGGAGCAAUAGCGGGUCUGAAAGUGGGGAGGAGACCGAUGGAGAAGAGACUCCGAAGGUGCGAGCCACCAAUCACAGCUGUGAAGGAGAGGAGCCUGCCCAGCCAUCGCAGUGCGAGAAUGAGGUUCCAGGCCAGGGAAGAGCUACUCCCCCAGUUGCUAGAGGCCGAGACAGAGGCCGAGGGAAGGCUCCAGCCCGUGGUAGAGGGCGAGAACGUCCUAGUACUAUUCCAAUUAUGCCGCCAAUGGGUCCAACAGAUAACCCCAUUAUUGAGGAACAGGAUGAGGUGCAUGUGGUAGAGCCAGCUCCGGUGGAUUUCACAUCUGCACCGGGAUUUUAG